AUGCAAUUGGGUGGGUGGGGUGAGUUCCGCCGCGUCCUCGACGGUGCCAGUCUCCGCGUCCCUGUGUCCCUGAUCCUCCACGGCCCCCUCCGAUGCCGUUUUGAUCUUGAACAAGAGGGAUUUCGCGUCCGAGACGCUGUACGGCCGUGUGCCGCGUGUCUGGCCCUCAACAGAAAUCACCAAUUGAAGCGUUCAGCCGACGCUGCUUCACUGCGAGUCGCUGCGACACAGCGAGUCGCGACAGACCCAAGUGUCAUUGUCCCCUUCCGUUCUGCCGAGGGACUUGAGCGUGCGGGACACGUUGAGCUCUUUGAGCGGCUCAAGGUGGUCACAUCCGCAUUGAUCACCGAGCGGGCAGAUCGAAUAGCGCGGACAGGGAGAUUAAGCGGUGGACAUCCCUUUUCCAGGCUGAUAGAGUGCCAGCUCAUCAACCCCCGGAAGAUGAUGAUGAUCGGGCCAUACCUCAUCAGCUUCCCUGCACUGUGCGCGCUGAGCAAGCACAUGCCCCAUGUCAACAUCUCGUCCCAGGAUCUCAACUACAAGGACAAACAGAACCAGCGCGCCACUCUCAAGGAGGCUCUAUCCAACCUGGAAUUAGCUGUACGGCCGUGUGCCGCGUGUCUGGCCCUCAACAGAAAUCACCAAUUGAAGCGUUCAGCCGACGCUGCUUCACUGCGAGUCGCUGCGACACAGCGAGUCGCGACAGACCCAAGUGUCAUUGUCCCCUUCCGUUCUGCCGAGGGACUUGAGCGUGCGGGACACGUUGAGCUCUUUGAGCGGCUCAAGGUGGUCACAUCCGCAUUGAUCACCGAGCGGGCAGAUCGAAUAGCGCGGACAGGGAGAUUAAGCGGUGGACAUCCCUUUUCCAGGCUGAUAGAGUGA
Volvox carteri f. nagariensis is the source of this 882-nucleotide messenger RNA. RefSeq lists its product as uncharacterized. Bases 1 to 882 code for a protein of 293 amino acids. The transcript has 5 exons. The record is from RefSeq and is a predicted model, not a curated record. NCBI's taxonomy places the organism in Eukaryota, Viridiplantae, Chlorophyta, Chlorophyceae, Chlamydomonadales, Volvocaceae.